Molecule: messenger RNA, 669 nt
Organism: Nerophis lumbriciformis (worm pipefish)
Lineage: Eukaryota; Metazoa; Chordata; Actinopteri; Syngnathiformes; Syngnathidae
Source: RefSeq, a predicted model, not a curated record
AUGGAUCCCAUCGUGGAAGUAGUGGCAUUGUUUCUGGGCUUUCUGGGCUGGGUGAUGGUGGGAGUGGCGCUGCCCAACCGCUACUGGAAGACCUCCACGGUGGACGGCAAUGUCAUCACAACGUCCACCAUCUAUGAGAACCUGUGGAUGUCCUGCGCAACGGACUCAACUGGAGUCCACAACUGUCGGGAGUUCCCGUCCCUCUUGGCUUUGAAUGGUUACGUCCAGGCGUCCCGCGCCCUUAUGAUCACGUCGGUGGUGAUGGGCGCCUUUGGCCUGGUGGCGGCGCUGAUUGGCGUGCAGUGCUCCAAGGCGGCAGGCGACAACUACACGUUAAAGGGCCGGAUCGCGGGUGCCGCCGGAGUGCUUUUCAUCCUUCAAGGCCUAUGCACAAUGGUGGCAGUGUCGUGGUAUGCUUUUAACAUCACCCAGGACUUCUUCAACCCUAUAUAUCCUGGCACGAGGUACGAGAUCGGCGAGGGGCUGUACAUCGGCUGGUGCUCGGCCGUGCUGGCCAUUGCCGGGGGCGCCUGCCUCACCUGCUCCUGCAAGAUGGCCUCCAAGGAAAAGUACCCUUUCCCUCAUCAAAGCAGGGGGACGGUUUAUUCAGGACAGGCCAGGACCAGAAGCGUGGCUGCCAGCACUUAUGGCCGAAACGCCUACGUGUGA